AUGUCGUCUCCGCCGACCCGUGGCCGCGACGAGCCCGCUUCCUCGUCGUCGUCGUCGCCCGCCUCCCUAUCUAGACUCGACACCUCGCACGCCCGCUCCAAACCACGACCCAAGCUUGUGUCCUUUGGCCGCGACUCGUCGACAGGCGGGCCCCCAGACUCGGAUGCCGACGUCCACAUUGAGUUUAUCCACAGCAACGAUCCUGCGCCCCGCAUGUCUUCCGAAGUCGACCCGCUCCUCAAGGAGGCCAUGUCGCCCAACAGCGACGACGACAGCUGGCUGGCCGAGCACCAGGUCGAAGAGACAAAGUCCAGCUGGUUCCUCUUCCUCCUCACCUUUGGCGGCCUCGGCCUGCAAAUUGGCUGGUCUGUCGAAACCUCAAACGGCUCCCCCUAUCUGCUCUCGCUCGGUCUGAGCAAGUCGAUGCUUGCACUCGUUUGGAUUGCUGGCCCUCUAUCUGGUGUGCUUGUCCAGCCCUAUGUCGGCCUCAAGAGCGACAACUGCCGCCUGCGAUGGGGAAAGCGGAGGCCCUUCAUCAUUGGCGGUGCAGCCGCCACCAUACUCUCUCUCAUGGUUCUCGCUUGGGCAAAGGAGAUUAUUGGCGGCUUCCUAGGCAUCUUCGGUGCAAACCCAGAGUCUCACUUUGUCAAGACAAGCGUCAUGCUCUUCGCCGUCCUGUUCGUCUACGUGCUGGAUUUCGCUAUCAACGUCAUCCAAGCCGGCGUGCGAGCAUACAUUGUCGACGUGGCGCCGACGCACCAGCAAGAGUCUGCCAAUGCUUGGCUGAUGAGGUCGGCUGGCAUUGGCAACAUUCUGGGCUACCUGGCCGGCUACAUCAACCUCCCAGACUACCUUCCCUGGCUCGGUGACAGCCAAUUCAAAGUCCUUUGCGCCAUCGCAUCCUUUGUCAUGGCUCUCACUGUCGGCGUCAGUUGCUCGGCAUGCUCCGAGCGCGAUCCACAGUUUGAUACGGCGCCCGCUAACCAGCAGGACGGCGUCAUUGCCUUUUUCAGGGGGCUUGCGCGCUCAGUCAGGAAACUGCCUCCCCAAAUCAAAAAGGUCUGCACUGUGCAGUUCUUUGCCUGGAUCGGAUGGUUCCCCUUUCUCUUCUACAUUACCACGUAUGUCGGCGAGAUUUACGCGGAUCCCUACUUUGAAGAGGACCCUCACCUCCCGGACAGCAAAAUUGACGGCAUCCUCGAAGAUGGUACCAGAAUCGGCACGAGGGCUCUGUUGAUUUUUGCCAUUACCACAUUUGUUGCCUCCGUUAUCCUGCCAUUCGUCAUUCCCCCGACAUUCCAGCCGCCUGAGCCCGAGCGUCCCAUUACGCCCGCGACCCCUAUGACGCCAACGACCCCUCAUUCCAUGAAUGGCUCUAGCUACUUUGCACUAAGUCACGCCCCUAAAGGAAGUAAAAAGACGUUCAUGGACAGGGUAUCCAGCUCCAUGGAAUCCCUGCAAAUUCAGUCGCUCACCCUUCGUCGCUCAUGGUUCUUGUCACACAUUUUGUUCGCCGUGCUCAUGGGCUUGACCUUCUUUGUCCGGAGCACCUGGGGUGCUACCAUCCUUGUAGGUGCGAUUGGCAUUCCUUGGUGCAUAACAAAUUGGGCGCCAUUCGCCAUCAUUUCUUCUGAAAUCUCCAAGAGAGAUGCCAUUCGUCGUGGCAUCAUCAAACCACGCGACCGCGAGGCACAACUCAUCGCAGAGGGUGAAGAUGAUGGUUCAGGCGCAGACUCGGCUGGCGUUGUCCUUGGCAUUCAUAACGUCGCCAUUGCAGCACCCCAAGUUAUUGCAACCCUGAUCAGCGCCAUUCUGUUCAAAAUCCUCCAGAAGCCUAGAGGCACAGCAGGUGAUACGAGUGUAGCCUGGGUGCUGCGCUUUGGAGGUCUCUGCGCUCUUGUAGCUGCGUGGCUGACACUACGAGUCAGCGAAGAGAAGGAGGACGUCGAGUCUGAGGAGCCUUUCAGGAGAAGGCGGAUGUCCUAG
Messenger RNA from Exserohilum turcica Et28A, 1986 nucleotides. RefSeq lists its product as uncharacterized. The coding region runs from base 1 to 1986 and encodes 661 amino acids. Gene Ontology annotation, cellular component: membrane. The record is from RefSeq and is a predicted model, not a curated record. Gene Ontology annotation, molecular function: sucrose:proton symporter activity. The transcript has 2 exons. Lineage: Eukaryota; Fungi; Ascomycota; Dothideomycetes; Pleosporales; Pleosporaceae.